CAGCUGGAGCAAGCUCCGUGAGUGCCAACAUGAAGGGUUUCUCCUCCUCCUUCACCACCGCUGCACUUAUUGCCAUCCUUGCGCUCCUUCCCGCGGUCGCCAUAGGCGCCGGCCUCAAGUUCGGGUUCUACAACAAGAGCUGCCCGUCGGCGGAGGCCCUGGUGCAGCAGGCGGUCGCUGCCGCCUUCAAAAACAACAGCGGCAUCGCCGCUGGCCUCAUCCGCUUGCAUUUCCAUGACUGCUUCGUCAGGGUAUGGCCUAUGAGAACCAAACGUAUGGGACACAUAGAGUUGUACCGGAGUUAUCUACCACAACCCGACAUCCCACGACCAGAUCAACUUAUUCCCAGCGCCGCAGCUGAAUGGAAAAAAGCUCAAGCAUCUGAUGCUCUGCCCAGCGACGAGACGACCGAGAGCGAGAGCCCCCUGGCGGAGAGAGCGGCUGAAGGGAAAGCGAACAAGAACAACUGCUCCGGAUCAUCCGUGGAGUUGUUCCUCUGCUUCUCCUUCUGA
Messenger RNA from Panicum hallii, 512 nucleotides. RefSeq names its product peroxidase 5-like. Bases 30 to 512 code for a protein of 160 amino acids. Gene Ontology annotation, molecular function: heme binding; peroxidase activity. Lineage: Eukaryota; Viridiplantae; Streptophyta; Magnoliopsida; Poales; Poaceae. The record is from RefSeq and is a predicted model, not a curated record. The transcript is spliced from 4 exons. Gene Ontology annotation, biological process: response to oxidative stress. Gene Ontology annotation, cellular component: plasmodesma; plant-type cell wall.